CGGUGUCACGCUUUAUAUACCUGGCUACUUUCUAUGUUCUACUGGUUCUCUUUGUGCUUUCACACGUUUCAAAGCCAGAUGACUCAACUGAGACUAAAUGGCUGCCCCACCCACCUGGAACUUGUCAGCAUAUCUUCACGUGCGCUUCCGUGUGUACGCCCUGAUGCGAGCUCUGAGAGUGGAGCGAUGUGGAGCCGCUGUCAGUGUGCAGAUCACUAUGGGAGGCACAGAGACGUAGGCGCGCACACCCGACACACAGCAUCCGACCAUCAUCCGAACCCCAGGGAAGACCCCAGGAAGGCCUCAGGUUGAAUGCAGAUGGAUUCAUCCCCACCACAGUAGCAGAAGACGGAGAUCAUGCCAACUCAUCGGCGAGGGAGGAGUAUGUCGGACGGCCUCACCCUGGAGGAGUCCGCAAGCGGGGGACUGGUCGUCUCAAGCAUUGGCGUUGGGUCCUCCUCCAAUCAGGGGCUCCACCAAGGGGAUGAAAUUGUGGGUGCAUCGAUUAAUUUCGAUGAACUGUCCAAAGAGGAGGUUUUGAAAGUACUGAAGCUGAUGGAACCAUUUAGCAACAACAUGCAAGUCCUCACCAAGAACAACAUGAGCAAGAGUCUCGGCAACCUGGAUUCAGUCUCCAAGGGCCCAGGAGAGAUGCUGAACGACUCCUAUAGCCGACUCUACAAUGCAAAGAUCAAGAGGUUCAUGAGGGAUGGCCAUGGAGGUGUGGGUGGUUCCAGCGAUGGAGUGCGACACCCUCAAGGAAGCAGACCGGAGUUAUCCAAUUUAAGCCAUAUGACUGACAGUGGAAUUCCUCGGCUUGGCGUUGAUUUUGGAUUACUCAAAACAAAGACUCCCAGAAUGGACACACCGACAGCAGACGGAAACCUCAAUUUGAAAACAAAAUCUGAACUAAACUUGCGUCAUUCCAAUGGAAGUCUUCCUGGUUUGGAAAUAUAUCCGACCGAGGGUAAGAUCAGUGACCCAACCUUUGACGGCAAUGCACCAAAAAUAGAAAUUGAAGGAUCUAAAAAAUCAUUAAAAAUGCCAAGAUUUAAAAUUCCAGACCUGGGUCUUAAUGGAGCCAUAACCAGACAGACAGAUAUAAAUGUCCCAGAAAUCUCUUCAGGUGCUAUUCAUGUCAGACCUUCCAAGAAAUUUAGGAAUCCUCCCCUAAAUGUGGACAACCCUAAUAUGGGUUUACAUAACUUUGAGUUACCUACAGUGACAAGGUCCACGGUAGACCUAAAAAAACCUGAUUUAGAUCUUGAUUCACCCUCUGGAGAAUUCAAGAUGCCUUCAUUUGGGCUGUCAGGCAAAAGACCAGAUCUCAAUAUUGAUGCUGACCUCAAAUCACCUGACUUCAGUCUCAAAACUGUUAAUACUCCAGGGCUGGACAUCAACGCAGGCCAGAACACACCAAAGUUCAAGAUUCCCAACUUUGGUCUCUCUAGCCCCGAAGCACAAGAAGGUGGUUAUAGUGGAGAUCUACAGGGGCCAGAUAUCAGCUUAGGAAAGAAUAAAGCUGGAUAUCUGGAAACUGACAUUGACCUUGAUUUCGAGUCAACUAAACUCAAGCAACCGAGUAUGGAUAUUGGUACCCCUUCUGGAAAUUUCAAAAUGCCAGAUUUGAAAAUGCCCAGUUUUGGAUUGUCUGGAUCAAAAGUAGAAGUUCCUGACCACGAGUUGCCUAACGUAAAUCUCUCCAAGCUAAAUGUUAACACCGAUAUGGAGAUGAAAAUGCCCUCAGCAAAAGUAAGUGCUCCCUCUGCUAAGGUCAAAAAAACCAAAUUCAAAUUAUUUGGUACAUUACCAAAGAAAAGAGAUGUGGAUAUAAAUGCAAGUGCAAAAUCUCCAAAGAUUCAGGGUUUAGAGUUUUCUGGAAUUGACACACCAACCAUUGAUCUCACAGCUCCUAAUCUAGACCUGCAUGCUCCAGACAUGAACGCUGAUUUACCCAAAGGGAAAUUCAAAAUGCCCUCACAGAGCAUGCCUAAUUUUGACUUCAAUACUCCUGACCUGAACAUCAAUAUACCAACAUUGAAAUCACCAGACCUGAGCCUCAGUGGUCCAAACAUAAAGGCUCCUGCUAUGGAUUUACCAAACAUGGAUCUUAAAGCUCCAAAAGUAGAUCUUAACAUGGGAUCAUCCAAAGGAAUGUUUGAUAUGCCCAAAUUUAAGAUGCCAAAUCUCCCAAACCUAAAAAGACCAGACAUUGAUGGCAACAUAGAUGGUUCAGAUCUAGAUGUGAAUAUACCAAAUGUCAACAUAAAGGGUCCCAAAGGAGGGCUAGAAAUACCAGAUGCUGAUUAUGACAGCCCGUCAUUUAAUUUUAAGAAGCCAAAUUUGAAAAUGCCAGAUUUCGGUCUUUCAGCACCAAAGUUAGAUAGUCCUGACUUUAACUUCAAAUCCCCUGAUUUUAAUGUUUCAUGUCCUAAACUUGGCGGUGGAAUAAAUACACCAGACCUCAAUAUGCCCAGACUUGAUCUCAAAAGCCCCAACAUGGACCUCAGUGGCCCUAACAUUGAUAUGAAUGCUCCUUCAGGGAAAUUCAAAAUGCCCAAGUUUGAUCUCUCUGGCACACUGCCAAAAGGGGGAAUUGAAGCCCCGAACUUGAACAUGCCCAAAUUGGAUCUUAAAGCUCCUAAAUUGGAUGUGAAUACUCCAGAUGUGAACAUUGGUUCACCCAAAGCAAAGUUUAAGAUGCCCCACUUGAAGAUGCCAAAAUUUGGAUUACCCAACAUUAAAGGACCUGACAUUGACGGCAACAUAGGUGGUCCAGAUCUAGAUUUGAAUAUGCCAAAUGUCAACCUCAAAGGUCCUAAAGCUGGAUUGGAAAUGCCAGAUGCGGAUUUUGACAGCCCAUCAUUCAAAUUUAAAAAGCCAAAUAUGAAGAUGCCAGACUUAAGACUUUCAGGACCAAAGUUAGAUGGUCCUGACUUCAAAUCCCCUGAUUUCAAUGUCUCUGGUCCUAAACUUGGCGGUGGAAUAAAUCCUCCAGACCUUAAUAUGCCCGGAGUGGAUUACAAAAGCCCAAACAUGGACCUCAAUGCCCCUAACAUUGAUAUUAAUGCUCCUUCAGGGAGAUUCAAAAUGCCCAAGUUUGAUCUCUCUGGCACACUGCCAAAAGGGGGGAUUGAGGCCCCGAAUUUAGACUGGCCAAAAAUGGAUCUGAAAGCUCCUAAAUUGGAUGCAAAUACUCCAGAUGUGAACAUUGGUUCACCAAAGUCAAAGUUUAAGAUGCCCGAUUUGAAAAUGCCCAAAUUUGGCUCGCCAAACUUCAAAGGACCCGACAUUGAUGGCAACAUAGGUGGUCCAGAUCUAGAUUUGAAUAUGCCAAAUGUCAACCUAAAGGGUCCCAAAGCUGGAUUGGAAAUGCCAGAUACAGAUUUUGACAGCCCAUCAUUUAAAUUUAAAAUGCCAAAUAUGAAAAUGCCAGACUUUGGACUUUCAGGACCCAAGUUAGAUGGUCCUGACUUUGAUUUCAAGUCUCCUGAUUUCAAUGUCUCUGGUCCUAAACUUGGCGGUGGUAUAAAUACACCAGACGUCAAUAUGCCCAAAGUUGAUCUCAAAAGCCCCAACAUGGACCUCAGUGGCCCUAACUUUGAUAUUAAUGCUCCUUCAGGGAAACUGAAAAUGCCUAAUUUUGGUCUCUCUGGCACACUUCCAAAAGGGGAGAUUCAGGCCCCGAACUUGGACUUGCCAAAAUUGGAUCUUAAAACUCCUAAAUGGGAUGUGAAUACUCCAGAUGUGAAUAUUGGUUCACCAAAAGGAAAGUUUAAGAUGCCCAAGUUCAAAAUGCCAAGAUUUGGCUCGCCUAAAGUUAAAGGACCUGACAUUGAAGGCAAAAUAGGUGGUUCAAAUCUAGAUAUGAAUAUGCCAAAUGUCAACCUUAAGAGUCCCAAGGCCGGAUUUGAAAUGCCAGAUGUAGAUUUUGACAGCCCAUCAUUUCAAUUUAAAAAGCCAAAUUUGAAAAUGCCUGAUCUCAGUCUUUCAGCACCAAAGUUAGAUGGUCCUGACUUAAACUUCGAAUCCCCUGAUUUCAAUGUUUCAGGUCCUAAACUUGGCGGUGGAAUAAAUACACCAGACCUCAAUAUGCCCAGAGUCGAUCUCAAAAGCCCCAACAUGGACCUCAGUGCCCCAAACAUUGAUACGAAUGCUCCUUCUGGGAAAUUCAAAAUGCCCAAGUUAGAUCUCUCUGGCAGCCUGCCCGAAGGGGGAAUUGAGGCCCCGAACUUGGACUUGCCAAAAUUGGAUCUAAAAGCUCCUAAAUGGGAUGUGAACACUCCAGAUUUGAACAUUGGUUCACCCAAAACAAAGUUUAAGAUGCCCCACUUGAAGAUGCCCAAAUUUGGAUCGCCCAACAUUAAAGGACCUGACAUUGACGGCAACAUAGGUGGUCCAGAUCUAGAUUUGAAUAUGCCAAAUGUCAACCUCAAGGGUCCUAAAGCUGGAUUGGAAAUGCCAGAUGCAGAUUUUGACAGCCCAUCAUUCAAAUUGAAAAUGCCAAAUAUGAAAAUGCCAGACUUUGGACUUUCAGGACCCAAGUUAGAUGGUCCUGACUUUAAGUCCCCUGAUUUCAAUGUUUCUGGUCCUAAACUUGGCGGUGGAAUAAAUCUCCCAGACCUCAAUAUGCCCAACUUUGAUCUCAAAAGCCCCAACAUGGACCUCAGUGCCCCUAACAUUGAUAUGAAGGCUCCUUCUGGGAAAUUCAAAAUGCCUAAGUUAGAUCUCUCUGGCAGCUUGCCCGAAGGGGGAAUUGAGGCCCCGAACUUGGACUUGCCAAAAUUGGAUCUAAAAGGUCCUAAAUGGGAUGUGAACACUCCAGAUUUGAACAUUGGUUCACCCAAAACAAAGUUUAAGAUGCCCCACUUGAAGAUGCCCAAAUUUGGAUCGCCCAACAUUAAAGGACCUGACAUUGACGGCAACAUAGGUGGUCCAGAUCUAGAUUUGAAUAUGCCAAAUGUCAACCUCAAGGGUCCUAAAGCUGGAUUGGAAAUGCCAGAUGCAGAUUUUGACAGCCCAUCAUUCAAAUUGAAAAUGCCAAAUAUGAAAAUGCCAGACUUUGGACUUUCAGGACCCAAGUUAGAUGGUCCUGACUUUAAGUCCCCUGAUUUCAAUGUCUCUGGUCCUAAACUUGGCGGUGGAAUAAAUCUCCCAGACCUCAAUAUGCCCAACUUUGAUCUCAAAAGCCCCAACAUGGACCUCAGUGGCCCUAACAUUGAUAUGAAUGCUCCUUCAGCGAAACUGAAAAUGCCUAAUUUUGGUCUUUCUGGCACCUUGCCAAAAGGGAAAAUUGAGGCCCCAAACUUGCACUUGCCAAAAUUGGAUCUAAAAGGUCCUAAAUGGGAUGUGAACACUCCAGAUUUGAACAUUGGUUCACCCAAAACAAAGUUUAAGAUGCCCCACUUGAAGAUGCCCAAAUUUGGAUCACCCAACAUUAAAGGACCUGACAUUGACGGCAACAUAGGUGGUCCAGAUCUAGAUUUGAAUAUGCCAAAUGUCAACCUCAAGGGUCCUAAAGCUGGAUUGGAAAUGCCAGAUGCAGAUUUUGACAGCCCAUCAUUCAAAUUUAAAAAGCCAAAUAUGAAAAUGCCAGACUUUGGACUUUCAGGACCCAAGUUAGAUGGUCCUGACUUUAAGUCCCCUGAUUUCAAUGUCUCUGGUCCUAAACUUGGCGGUGGAAUAAAUCUCCCAGACCUCAAUAUGCCCAACUUUGAUCUCAAAAGCCCCAACAUGGACCUCAGUGGCCCUAACAUUGAUAUGAAUGCUCCUUCAGGGAAACUGAAAAUGCCUAAUUUUGGUCUUUCUGGCACCUUGCCAAAAGGGAAAAUUGAGGCCCCAAACUUGCACUUGCCCAAGAUGGAUCUUGAAGCUCCUAAAUUGGGUAUGAAUACUCCAGACAUGAACAUUGGUUCACCCAAAACAAAGUUUAAGAUGCCUAAGGUGAAGAUGCCCAAAUUUGGAUCACCCAACAUUAAAGGACCUGACAUUGACGGCAACAUAGGUGGUCCAGAUCUAGAUUUGAAUAUGCCAAAUGUCAACCUCAAGGGUCCUAAAGCUGGAUUGGAAAUGCCAGAUGCAGAUUUUGACAGCCCAUCAUUCAAAUUUAAAAAGCCAAAUAUGAAAAUGCCAGACUUUGGACUUUCAGGACCCAAGUUAGAUGGUCCUGACUUUAAGUCCCCUGAUUUCAAUGUCUCUGGUCCUAAACUUGGCGGUGGAAUAAAUCUCCCAGACCUCAAUAUGCCCAACUUUGAUCUCAAAAGCCCCAACAUGGACCUCAGUGGCCCUAACAUUGAUAUGAAUGCUCCUUCAGGGAAACUGAAAAUGCCUAAUUUUGGUCUUUCUGGCACCUUGCCAAAAGGGAAAAUUGAGGCCCCAAACUUGCACUUGCCCAAGAUGGAUCUUGAAGCUCCUAAAUUGGGUAUGAAUACUCCAGACAUGAACAUUGGUUCACCCAAAACAAAGUUUAAGAUGCCUAAGGUGAAGAUGCCCAAAUUUAACCUCCCAAAUCUAAAAGGACCACAAGUUGGUGGCAACUUCGAUGGUCCAGAUCUAGAUAUGAGUAUGCCAAAUGUCAACCUCAAAGGUCCUAAAGCUGGAUUUGAAAUGCCAGAUGUGGAUUUUGACAGCCCGUCACUUAAAUUGAAAAAGCCAAAUAUGAAAAUGCCAGACUUUGGACUUUCAGGACCAAAGCUAGAUGGUCCUGACUUUGACCUAAAUUCCCCAGAUUUCAAUGUUUCAGGUCCUAAACUUGGUGCUGGAAUAAAUCCCCCAGACCUCAAUAUGCCCAACUUUGAUCUCAAAAAGCCCAACAUGGACCUCAGUGCCCCAAACAUUGACAUUAAUGCUCCUUCAGGGAAACUGAAAAUGCCCAAAUUUGGUCUCUCAGGUACAUUGCCAGAAGGGGGAAUUGAGACCCCGAAAUUGGACUUGCCAAAAAUGGAUCUUAAAGCUCCUAAAUUGAAUCUGAAAUCUCCAGAUGUGAGGAUUAGUUCACCCAAAACAAAGUUAAAGAUGCCCCACUUGAAAAUGCCCAAAAUUGGCUUAUCCGACAUUAAUGGACCUGAUAUUGAUGGCAACAUAGAUGGUCCAGAUGUAGAUUUCAACAUGCCAAUGGCAAACAUUAAAGGUCCAAAAGCUGGAAUUCAAUUACCAGAUGGUGAUUUUGAUGGCAAAUUUAAAAAGCCUAAUUUGGGUCUUUCUGGACCAAAAUUGGAUGCCCCAAGUUUUGAUAUGUCUUCACCAAGACUACCAAAUAUGGCUGUAGACACUCCAGAGGGGAAGUUCAAAAUGCCAGACAUAGGUUUCUCUCGACCAAAAGCAACCGCACCAGACAUGGACCUCUCUGUUUCUAAAUUGAAAGGCCCCGGUCUGAAGGGCCCAAAAGUUGAAAUCAAUGCUCCAUCUGGUCGGAUGAGGACCCCUCAAGGGGCGAACGUGGGUCUUUCUGGUUCACUACCAAAAGGGGAAAUGAACACACCUAAAUUUAACCUAAAUGUCCCUCAAAUAGGCAUUGGCUCUCCAAAGAACGUCAAAAUGCCAAAAGCAGGGAUCCAAGGUGGAUAUAUUGAUGUAAAGAGACCCUCAGGAAAUAUCCAGGCUCCUCAACGUGACCUUGAUUUCCCUGAUAAAAGAUUUAAACAGCCUCAAUUUGGGAGCCCAAACUUUCAGGCUGGAUCUAAUAUGGACUUUGAUGCAGCUCGUCGACAACCAAACCUGCCAAUGCUAAGUGCUCCAAAUGUAGACCUCAACAGAAUGAGGCCCAGUAUCCAAAGCCCUCAGUUCAACAUGAGAGCUCCAGUUCUUGACAUUGAUGCUCCUGCACUGCAUUAUAACAAGCCCUCUUAUAAAGGUCAGAGGUCAGAUCUUACAGGCAAGAAAACCCCGGGUUUAGAUGGCAAUGUAAACUUGCAAUAUAGAAUGUCUCCUGAGAUACACCCAAGGGGCGAUCGUCACGGCCACAACAAUCAACCAUACCGCCAUGGUUCUGAUCCCAAUGCGUAUGUUUUUGGUUCUGAUCUCAACAUCGAUGACUUCACUGGAAGGGAUCAUGUCCCCAGGUCCAGGGCACCCCAACGAGAUCGCGCUAUGGGCAGGGUUUCAGGGGGGUUCAGGGGUCCGAGUUUCAACGUAGCAGCCCCCAGGCACCAGUCAGGGGAAGGGUUAAGCCAGGGCUAUGGAGUCUCCCCAGCAGGGUUCCAUAUGGACCCGCGGGACCCAAGACAUCAGGUUUACAGAAGGUCUGCCGAGGGACCGAGGAAGACCAGGCAGCCCAGCGCCAAGCUGCCCACAGGACAUAGAAAACCAUCUGACGAGGGUUAUUUUGUUACAGUUUUCCCCACACAAGGGCAAAAUGGACUUAUGCAAAACCGCAGACCAAACACAUUGGGGAGACUCGACUUCAAUCCACCCAACAUGGACCUCGAGGUUCCAGAUGCAAAUGAAGACGGCUCGACAUUCUGGUUUUCUAAGCUCAUAUAGGAGACAAGGAGUACGACUAUCUCUAAACACAGUUAGACAGUUUUCAUGUAAUAAUAAUAAUAAUAAUAAUAAUAAAUGUGUCAUGUGUCAUGUGUUACAUAUUUGUUGCCCUAUAUUUGUUGCUAAACCUUUUGUAUAUAUUUCUUCAAUAUAUUUGCGUUAUGCAUUAUAAAAUAUGUACUUUUGCACUCAUUGUCAUCAUCAAUGUAAACAUUUGGGAAUUCAAUGUAAACAUUUGACAUGAAACAAAAUGUUUUUUUAUGGAUUGGAAAUUUAGUUCUUAAGUUAUUUCUUGAAUAUUUCCAUAUAUUAAAAUUGGGUGUAUUAAUAAGAGUAUGUGUAAAAUAUAAUCUGCCAUUUUGUUUGCUGAAUAUACAUUAAUUUACGAUUUACAAACCAAAAACAAUCCAACCGGAUUACAGGUGCAUUGUAUUCAUUAUCAAAAUUGAAAUAUAAACGUUGAAACAUAUAUUUUUAACUGGCAGAUAAGCAUGUACUUAAAGUGUAUUUUGUUAUAUAUUUUAAUAAAAAUGAUAUUAAACAAA
This is a messenger RNA of Gadus macrocephalus (Pacific cod), 9026 nucleotides long. RefSeq names its product neuroblast differentiation-associated protein AHNAK. Gene Ontology annotation, cellular component: cytoplasm; nucleus. The transcript has 6 exons. Lineage: Eukaryota; Metazoa; Chordata; Actinopteri; Gadiformes; Gadidae. Bases 358 to 8481 code for a protein of 2707 amino acids. Gene Ontology annotation, biological process: regulation of RNA splicing. Gene Ontology annotation, molecular function: protein binding. The record is from RefSeq and is a predicted model, not a curated record.